Molecule: messenger RNA, 4878 nt
Organism: Closterium sp. NIES-65
Lineage: Eukaryota; Viridiplantae; Streptophyta; Zygnematophyceae; Desmidiales; Closteriaceae
Source: the annotation of a GenBank genome assembly
AUGGCUACCCCCAGUGUCCUCGCUUUUGACGCUGAGGGUCAAGCCAUUGACUUUGAGGUCUGGGUCGACGACCUGCAGUUGUUUUUACAGUGCGAUAGGGCGGACGGUCUUUCUCUCUUUGACCUCACCUCUGGCGCCUCUCCCGCCCCUGCUGCUAAUGCUGACCCCACUGGACCACUUCCUCUCAGUCUGUCCCACCACCCUCACUGUCGACCUCCUCGAGAAGGCCCUCCUAGCGGCGGAGAAGAGCAUAGUCGCUGUAGGACCCGCGGUGACCCGCGCACCCCCAUCUUUGAGGGGUGUUCUCCUUCCCCCCUGCUGCCCUCUGUCGCCUCUGCUGCUGCUGCCAACCUGCUUGGUCUUGAGUCGGUCGGCGCGGCCUCUGCCCCUAGCGAGAGACGCCGCCCUGGCAAGGGCAAGGGGGGCAAGGGCGCGGGUGGAGCUGGCGGGGGCUGUGGAGGUGGCGGUGGAGGCGGCGGAGGGAGUGGGGGUGGCGGUGGGAGUGGUGGCGGGAGUGGUGGCGGUGGCGGCGGAGGCGGUGGUAGCGGAGGCGGUGGUGGUGGCGGAGGUGGAGGCGGUGGUGGCGGAGGAGGUGGAGCUGGUCGGGGUAGUGCCCCGCAGCAGAGCGGCUCUGGUGGUGGUCCGCGGCAGCAGCAGCGUGCUCGGCACGUCCCCACGCCUCAGCAGCUCCGUGAGUGGUACACGCAGAGUCAGCGUGGUGGAGGCUUUAGCCCGUGCACCUACGUUCUUUGCAGCAGCGACCGCGCGGGUGAGCAGUGUGGGGGUGCCCACUCCACCCGACGCUGCUUUGGCUGCCUGACGGACGCUUGGCGUCAGCAGUUCCCUGACGCCUCUGAGAUCCCCCGCUGGGGAGACCUUUCUAGAGCUGGUGUAGCGAUCUUUGAGCUAGACUUUGAUGCUACACUUGCUGCCAUGUAUGCUGUGUCUAUUAGUGAUGAGGGUGACUGUUACCGGUGUUUCCCGCCCGACCCGGGCAUUGGUACAGGUGCGCUAGGUGCCUCUGACACUGCUGCACUCUCAAGUACUGGUGAGGCUGCGCUCUCAGGUACCGCGUCGGCUUCGGCCUCCCUCACCUUUACACUUGACUCUAGGGCUUCUCGCUCCUUCUUUCGAGACCGCACCACACUCACGCCGCUUGGCCGGCCGGUGGAGGUCUCCCUGGCUGACCCCUCUGGGGGUCCUGUCCUCUCUCACUUCUCCACUGUCCUACCGUGUCCAGCUGCCCCCUCGGGCGCCCUGUCUGGUGUGUACCUCCCCUCGUUCUCGACGAACUUGGUAGCUGCAUCGGGUCAGGUGUUUGCUGCUGCGUCCAGGGACAUGGCUUCCCGUGUCCUUGUCUGUGGUCUUCCCUGGUCUCUCCCUUCCCUUCCUUCGGGGCCAGGACCUUCCUGUGUCCCUUGUGUCGAGGGGCGCCUCCGGGCUGCCCCCCACUCCUCACAGUUUCCUCCGACAGAGGCUCCUUUGCGGACGCUUCACAUGGACGUGUGGGGCCCGGCCCGCUUCCGUGGACAGGGUCACGAGCGCUACUUUCUGCUGGUGGUUGACGACUACUCGCGUUUCACCACAGUCUUCCCCUUGCGCAGCAAGGGUGAUGUCACUGAGGUGUUGAUCGACUGGAUCCGCGCAGCUCGUCUCCAGCUCAGGAGGAGCUUCGGCUCGGACUUUCCUGUUCUGCGUCUGCACUCAGACCGAGGCGGAGAGUUUUCCUCUGGCCUUCUGCGAGCCUACUGUCGUGCACAGGGGAUCCGCCAGACCUUUACGCUUCCGGACUCUCCACAGCAAAAUGGGAUUGCUGAGCGCCGCAUUGGCAUGGUCAUGGACGUCGCCCGUACGUCCAUGAUGCAUGCGGCUGCCCCCCAUUUUCUGGGGCCGUUUGCGGUACGGUACGCGGCGCAUCAGAUAAACCUUCACCCCGGGGUUUCCUGGCCGGGGAAGGUCCGUACCUCCCCGGCCCUCCUGUGGACUGGGAAGGUCGGCGAUGCGUCUGCGUUCCGUGUCUGGGGAUCUCGGGCGUUUGUCCGCGACUUGUCUGCGGACAAGCUGUCCCCCCGUGCUUCUCCCUGUGUCUUCCUUGGCUUCCCCCCUGACGCUCCAGGGUGUCAGUUCUACCACCCCUCCUCUCGUCGUGUUCUGUCCUCCCAGGACGUCACUUUCGACGAGUCAAUCCCCUUCUACCGCCUCUUCCUCUACCGCACUCCUUCCCUCCCCCCGCCACCAGACUUCCUUGUGCCAGGUCCCCCCCCGGUAGACCCCCUUCCCCCUCAGGUUCCUGCCCCUUCAGGUGUGUCCCAGGUAGACGCCGUCGAGCCGGUUGAGGUUGAUGGUGACUCUGGUCCUGCUGCGGGUGCUGAGCCUGGGGGUGCUGACUCUGGGGGUUUUGUGCGCGUAGGUGCUGAGCCUGGGGGUGACGAGCCUGGGGGUGCUGCUACUAGGGGUGCUGAGCCUGGGGGUGCUACUACUGGGGGUGCUGAGCCUGGAGGUGCUGAGCCGGGGGGUGCUGUGUCUAGAGCUGCUGAGCCUGGGGGUGCUGAGUCUGGGGUUGCUCCGUCUCGGCGGGAGCCCCUCUCUCCACAGGAGCUGCGCGAGUUGUUUGCUCGCCGCUGGAGGCGUACAGCUGGAGCUGGAGCUUCUUCAGCCGCUGAGGGUGCUGGUGCCGCCGGUCCUACUGGAGCUGGAGCUGCUGAGGGUGUUGGUGCUGAGACUGCUGCUGUCUGUCCUGGCGGUGGUCCUGCAGCUGGUGCGCCUGGAGGUCCUGCCGCUGGAGGUGCUGUUGGCGCUGGUGCUGCCGCUGAGAGUUCUGGUGCUGUCCUUGCUGUGCCUGGAGUCCCCGCGCGGCCUCGGCCGUACUUCGUUCCGCUCCUGCAGCAGCGUCGUGAGCCUGCGUCUUGUCCCGCGUCGCCUGUUCGUGCUGCUCGCGCUAGUGGUCGCGGUUCGCGUCAGCAUCCUCCUCCUGUCCCUGGCACGCACCAGAUGUCUCUGCGUCCGUCCACUGCUCCUCUGCGUGCCCCUUUGCCUUCUCCUCCUAAGUCCUCUCUUCCUGCGCUUUCCGACCCGGAGUCGGACUUUCUUCGUGCUGCCAGUCCUACUGUCAUGCGUCUUCUUGCUACUGUUGUCACCGACCCCUCUUUUGAGUCCACUGCUGCGUCUGCUCUUGUCGCUGAGCUCGUCGACUUUGCUGCUCGCUGUCGUCUAGACUACGCUGCUAGUCUUGUUGCUGAGUCUGCGUCUGUCUGUCCUCCGUCAGUCGGGGGUGAGUGUGCUCUUGGCACGGACGUCCUUGAGGAUAGGCAGGAGGAGUUCCGGUGUAUGGCUGCUGCUUCACCUCAUCUCGCGUCUGUACUGCUUGCCCCUGAGGGAGACCCGGAUGCACUAGACAUCCCGACUCCGCGCUCUUACGCGGAGGCCGUAGAGGGUCCCUACUCCUCUCAGUGGCAGGCAGCUAUGGAUGCAGAGAUGGCUUCCUGGAAGUCCACAGGCACCUACGUUGACGCGGUUCCCCCUCCUGGGGCGAACAUCGUCAGUGGCAUGUGGAUCUUCAGGGUGAAGCGACCGCCAGGCUCUCCACUUGCCUUCAAGGCGCGGUACGUCGCUCGUGGCUUCACUCAGCGCGACUACGAGCUUCACUCUCUUGACUUCAGCACUGCCUUCUUGCAGGGUAGCCUGCACGAGGAGAUCUGGCUGCGCCGUCCACCUGGCUUCACUGGGACUUUCCCUCCUGGCACCCAGUGGAGCCUCCGACGGCCAGUCUACGGUCUCCGCCAGGCACCGCGUGAGUGGCACGACACACUGAGGACUACGCUUGCGGCUCUUGGGUUUGCUCCCUCUACUGCUGACCCGUCGUUGUUUUUGCGCACCGACACCUCUCUGCCGCCGUUCUACAUCCUCGUGUACGUCAACGACUUGGUCUUUGCCACUGCUGACACUGCUGGACUCGCCUACGUGAAGUCUGAGCUGCAGAAGAGACACACGUGCACAGACCUGGGUGAACUGCGCAGCUACCUUGGCUUGCAGAUCACCCGGGAUAGAGCACGCCGCUCCAUUACCUUGACUCAGUCACACAUGGUGAGCUUCGGCUUCACGUACUCCUCGCCUCAGGCCACUCCUCUGCCUACUCGCCACUCGCUCUCAGCUCUGCCUUCGGAUGAGUCCGUAGAGUCGAGUGGCCCAUACCCAGAGCUCGUUGGCUGCCUCAUGUACGUGAUGACCUGCACACGACCUGACCUUGCAUACCCUCUUAGCAUUGUUGCACGCUAUGUUGCUCCUGUGAGGCACCGACCAGAGCACAUGGCUGCAGCGAAGAGGGUGUUGCGCUACUUGUGCAGUACGUCGGGCAUGGGGCUAGUGCUUGGAGGGCGGAGUCCAGUGGUCCUCAAUGGUCACGCGGACGCUUCUUGGGCUGACAACCAGGCUACGCAGCGGUCGUCGCAGGGGUACACCUUCAGUCUUGGUUCUGGCUCUGUCUCUUGGCGGGCUACUCGCUCGUCUUCUGUUCUCGGCUCCAGUUGUGAGGCUGGUAUCUACGCAGGGGCCAUGGCUGCACAGGAGCUUCGCUGGCUCACCUACCUGCUGAUUGACCUUGGAGAGGUGCCUCGUUCUCCUCCAGUGCUGUACGUAGACAACAAGGCCAUGCUGGCCUUGUGUCGAGAGCAGCGCUUGGAGCACAGAACGAAGCACAUUGCUCUCCGUUACUUCCUUGCUCGUGAGCUGCAGCAGCGUGGUCAGUUGCGACUUGCGUACGUGGCCUCUGAGUCCAACACUACUGAUGUUUUCACCAAGGCACUUCCGCCUUGUGAUCAUCAGCACUUCUGCACUCAGCUGGGACUUGUACCUGCCCUACCUCACUUGCUCACCUCUUGA